Messenger RNA from Hippopotamus amphibius kiboko, 2365 nucleotides. It is a transcript of the gene NEURL2, whose product is annotated as neuralized E3 ubiquitin protein ligase 2. The transcript has 2 exons. Lineage: Eukaryota; Metazoa; Chordata; Mammalia; Artiodactyla; Hippopotamidae. Bases 1 to 786 code for a protein of 261 amino acids. The record is from RefSeq and is a predicted model, not a curated record. Gene Ontology annotation, molecular function: ubiquitin protein ligase activity. Gene Ontology annotation, biological process: intracellular signal transduction.
AUGGCCGCUGUCUCCGACCCCGUGGAACUGGGUACGCCCUGGGGACCCGAUCGCCCCGAGCCCCCUCCCACCCGCUUCCACCCGGUACACGGUGCCAACAUCCGCGUGGACCCCUCCGGGACGCGGGCCACACGCGUGGAGAGCUUCGCCCACGGCCUGUGCUUCAGUCGCGAGCCGCUGGCCCCCGGCCAGGUGUUCCUGGUGGAAAUUGAGGAGAAGGAGCUGGGCUGGUGCGGGCAUCUGCGCCUCGGUCUGACUGCACUGGACCCCGCCAGUCUGGCCACCGUGCCCGAGUUUUCGCUGCCGGAUCUGGUCAGCCUCGGCCACACCUGGGUUUUCGCCAUCACGCGCCAUCACAACCGCGUGCCCCGGGAGGGCAGCCCGGAGGCGGAGGCACUGGCCCCCAGCCGCCCCCCAGCCCUCCUGGUGGAACCGUAUCUGUGCAUUGAGCAGUUUCGUAUUCCCCGCGACCGCCUAGUGGGCCGCAGCCGGCCCGGGCUGUACAGCCACCUCUUGGACCAGCUCUAUGAGCUGAACGUGCUGCCUCCGACAGCGCGCCGCAGCCGCCUGGGCGUUCUCUUCUGCCCGCGCCCGGACGGCACGGCUGACAUGCAUAUCGUCAUCAACGGCGAGGACAUGGGCCCCAGCGCCCGGGGGCUGCCAGCCGCCCAGCCCCUCUACGCGGUGGUGGACGUCUUCGCCUCCACCAAGAGCGUGCACCUGGUCCAGGUCGAGUAUGGCUCCUUCUUUCCACAGUGCCGUCCCUGCAGACUCUGUGCCGCCUAGUGAUCCAGAGGAGCGUGGUGCACCGGUUGGCCAUUGAUGGGCUCCACCUGCCCAAAGGACUUAAGGAUUUCUGCAAAUAUGAGUGAAGGCCUGCAGCCACCCUGGAGUGCACGGUGAGUGCCUCCUGGCCCCAGAGUUGUGACUGCCCUGAAGCUGGCCAUACUGCUGCCAGCCAGGAUGGAAAUAAACACAGCUGAUGCUGACACUGAUCCUUGGAGGGUCUCCUUGCCCCUGAAGCCUGUGAGGGGCACUUCUUUUAGAAUCACUGGGGGUCAGCAGGGCAGGUGAGAGGAUGAGAGAGCAUUUCGACAUCACCUAGAUCAGUGGUUCCUAGCCUGGCUACUCAUUAUCUGGGAUACUUAGAUUGCUGGUGUCCCAGACCCCAUCUCUGGAGAUUCUCAUUUGAUUUGUCAACGGAUUAGGGCUAGAUGUUGUUUUUGUGAAAGCUCCCCUAGAGAUUCUCAGGUACAGGCAGGACUGAGAAGCAUUUCCCCAGAACAGAGGUCUCAAGUUUGGCACAUGCUCUAACCACCUGAGGAACUUUGAAAAAUACUGCUAACUGGGAUUCUGAUUUGAUUGACUCAGGGAUAAGUCUGGGCAUCAGGAUUUCUAAAAGCUUCCAAGAGAAUCUAACGUGCAGCCCAGGGUGAGAACCAGUGCCCUAGACCAAGUACUUCAUUUCAUAGAUGGGAACCUGAAGCCCACAGAUGGGAAUGUAUUUGCCCAAGGUCACACAGCAAAUGAAUGAAUGCAGAGUAUUUCUUCUCUCUCACUACAGGGCACAAAGCACCAGACUCCUUUAUUCAUAGCACUGAUCAUUUGCUUCCAUAGAAAUGAUCUUAUUUGAUCCUCAUAACUUCUGGUGAGGUAGUGGGCAGUCAUUACCCCCAUCUUACAGAUGAGGAUGUCAAGGAACAAAAUUGUCCAAGUGACUUGCUCAAGGUCAAGUCAAGAACCUAGAAUGCCCAGUUCCUGGUCCAGCACUCUUUUAACCCCAUCCAUUGUCAUGUACAGGUUCUAGAAUGAACAGGUCAGUGCUGUGAGGUGAGUUCCAGGUGUAAAAGGGAGGGACUAUGAGAUGACAUUCUAGAAGGGUGGAGAGGGUAGGACAGGAGGCAGAUGACUGUUCCCUCACAAACAGGGGCUUUGGGGCAGCCAUGUCCUAUUUCAUAUCUCCACAAGCUCAUCCAGGUCUUCCGCCUUCCGGCCAAGGUGAGAGGGGCUCCUGGAACUGGAGGGUGUACUACAACUUUCCCUGAGAACCUGCUUCCUGGCUUUGGGGAGGUGGAGGUUCUGCUGGACAUUUUGGGGCUGGCCCUGGAGUUUAUUCUCUUUGACUCCAAAAGUCAUUCCAAAAGUCCUUGCCAAUAUCUACCCACUUGUUCAUUCAUUCAACAAACACUUCUCCAUCACCUACCUGCAUUAGGGACUGACUGGGGUGUGGAUAUGAGUAAAACCUAGUUACCAAUCACUGGACAGCCCUGUCGAGCUGGUCUUAAUUGCACCCAAUCCCAGUGCUCUGCUCCUAUGCCCUGCCCUCAGGGGCUCCUCCUCAAAGGGACCCAAUAACAUUCCAUCC